Molecule: messenger RNA, 1986 nt
Organism: Daphnia pulex (common water flea)
Lineage: Eukaryota; Metazoa; Arthropoda; Branchiopoda; Diplostraca; Daphniidae
Product: lactosylceramide 4-alpha-galactosyltransferase-like
Exons: 3
Coding region: 301-1374 (357 amino acids)
Biological process (GO): glycosphingolipid biosynthetic process
Molecular function (GO): hexosyltransferase activity
Source: RefSeq, a predicted model, not a curated record
CCGUUAUUCAAUCAUAACACUCAUGAACAUCAGGACAUUAGUUAGUACAUAUCAUUAGAUAGUUAGUUAGUUUUGGCUUUCAGUAAAUGAUAUAUAAUUGUAAGCAAUGAAAUAAAUCUGUUAACUGAUUCAAACCGUAUUUUGUUGGUGGCUAAAGUGAUGGCUAAAGUGAAUACUUAUUGAGAUUUGCGAAAUUAGACAUAAAAGAAGACUUUGUGUUGUCUUGUGGAUGCAAUUUAGACAGGUGCUAUUAUAUAUAUAGGUGCAUGUAAUAUAUAUACGAAGCAAGAAACAUGUAAAAUGUUUCCGCGUUCAACACGUAAAAGAAUUCGAAAAGUAUUUGGUUUCGCGUUUCUCGUGUAUUGUUUCGUUUAUUUUGUCAACUCUGUCAACCGGCCUUCUAACACAGGCAUAAGCAUUCUAGUUCCUGGAACAGAGGAUUUAUGUCCCACUAAACCUCAUUCUGCGGCGCGUGUACGAAAACCUCGCAAAACUCAAAAUAUUUUCUUCUUGGAAACUUCGGGUGAAUCUUGCUUAACCGCUCGGCAAGCAUGUAGUGUUGAAUCGGCCGCGCGUUCUAACCCCAACGCCAUCAUUUCUGUCCAUAUGGAAAACAGCGGACUUCAAAAUCAAAAAGAAAUCAAAGCCAAACUAGCUGGUCAAACAAGAAAUUGCGCUAUAACCCACAGACUCUUCAAGGAAUGGAGUAACGUCAAGCUUGUGCAGGAGGAUUUGAUACAACAUUUAAGAAAUACAACGUUGUGGCGCCUACAGGAGAAAUCGCUAUUAACUCAAUCAAUUCAUCCACUAACUCAUCGAAGUGAUGCCAUGAGAGUUGCUAUGCUUUGGAAAUACGGGGGUAUCUACCUUGACUUGGACUGCCUUGUCUUACGGCCGCUUUACUGCCUUCAAAAUACUGUGGGACUUGUCGACUUUUUAGCCGACUGGGUUGAAAAUGGUGUCAUGGCAUUCGAGGCUGGCCACCCAUUCCUUCAAUUCCUGAUGAAAUAUAUGGUGUUUGCUUUCAAGCCGGAGGAAUACAUAAGCCUUGGCCCGGCUACAUUAACAGACUCCAUCAAGUAUUUUUGCGAUCGUACUGAACUUCCGGCAGAAGAAUGGUUUAUGUGCAGAAACAGUUCCAUGAUUCUUCAACCUCCACGAGCUUUUUAUGCCAUCAACAAUCGACGCCAAAAUGCUUUUUAUCAUCCCGAGGCUGACCCAUCUGAUUAUGAAGACUUGCGCCACAGUUACCUUUCUCACAUCUAUGACGCCGGAAAUGGCCGUUCUGUCCCUAAAAAAUCAUUGUAUGGAAUGCUGGCCCAAGAGUUCUGUCCCACCACAUACCAAAUGGCUUCGGACGAAGGUGAAUUUUAAAGAAAAGAGAGAAAAUAAUAACAAUUCAGGCUCGUAACUCAAGGUCUUUCAAUAUGUUUGUAUUAGUUUUUACUUUAUUCGUCUUAGCCGUUUAGGGGCUAACAUAAUGAGUGUAAAACUGCGUGUUCGUGUCCCUUUCAUUAUCAAUGUUUUCCCAAGAUUCCUUCAGCAUUGAAUGAGCUGUCACUAUUUUUAUGUUCUGUUGCUUAUACAUUAAAGAGUCUUUACAAGCAUCAAAAGGAAUGUUGAAGCGUAUGUACUGUAUGCAUACGCGUAAUGUAUGCACGAAGAAACGAAACAAUGUUGUCCCGCAAAAUAAGGAUGCAAUCAGGAACUGUCACAUGUCGAAUACCGCACAGUAGACAUUGCUUCCACACUGGCUGAAUAUUUAACGAUUUAACAACAGAAAGAAAUGAACGAAACCACCACUGUAACAACACAAUAUGGUCAUAUUCCACAACACUUUUUUUUUAGAAAAUCCAUGCAUGCUGGCACGCAUAUUAUACAAAAUGAAAAAUGUCUUUUUCCCUCCAUUUUCUUUUCACCGAUUUUACCCAAAAACUUGGCUCACAACAUUUUCAUAUGUAAUCUGAAAUAAACUUGUUUUUUUUU